Molecule: messenger RNA, 5158 nt
Organism: Aspergillus ibericus CBS 121593
Lineage: Eukaryota; Fungi; Ascomycota; Eurotiomycetes; Eurotiales; Aspergillaceae
Gene: eaf1
Product: MYB and HSA domain protein
Exons: 5
Coding region: 304-4689 (1461 amino acids)
Source: RefSeq, a predicted model, not a curated record
UCCCAUAGCAGUACCAACCCAUACCUGGCGCCCUCUGCUGCUCCCGGCACUCACCCAGAUCCUCCAACCAACCAACCAAAGUUCCUCCCAUACUACCCGUCCAGAAGUCUCAUCACCACUAACACCCCCCCAAAAAUCCCUUCCAGCGAAAUCUUCGCGUCGUGUCCUCUGCAUCCCAUAACAACACAACCCCAUACUUUCCAUCAUUUCUGAGCGAUUUUUUCCAUCUGGAUGACUUCGCUCAAUCCACUCCCCUUAAUUUUAGCGCGUUAAUCGGAUGCUGUGUUCCCCGAAAUAGACUCCAUGCUCCGUGACGAGCUUCUCCGGUCUAAGAAAGAUGAGAUCGCACGUUGUUUGUCGUCGCGGAAGCGCAAACUGAGCGAGCUCUACUUUGCGACCGUAGGCUUCGCGGGCGCGACCGAGAACGCUCCGGCGGACUCACUAUAUCACCAGAAGGAACAGGCGUUUCUCGACGCCAACGACCUUUCAAAAGGCCGUUAUUUCAAUGAAGCCACUCUUCCACCGUUACCGGAUUAUGCAUCCAUCCUAGCGCGCAGAGCCAAGGAACAAAAACGAUCGGAAGCUAAAGUAAACGAUGCUACGAUUGUCAUUCCGCCAUUGGGAGCCCAGAGUGCUGCUGCGCAGGCUACUGCGGAUGUUGAUGGGCGGCAGUCGAAGCCCCAGCAGGCUUUAGAACAGAAGCCUUCUGGUCCCAAACCCGAGCACUCAGCACCGAAGGCUUCUAACCAAGUUGCGCCUGCCAUUGUAUCUCAGGUGCCCCAAGGGCCUAAUGUGCUAAUUCCGGGGGUCGCGCACCCCUCUCAAUCUUUCGUUGCGGAAAAGAAGGUGCCUCUUUCCAAAUCAUACAACCACCAACCUUUCAAUAUCGGCAAUGCUCUGGAAGCUAGUGUAUCCGCAGCCCUGGCUCAUCCAACUCCUGCCGCCAGUGUUGCAUCACCUAGUACUCCAGGAUCAUCUGCACCAACAUCUGCAUCUGCGCUAGCAACGGCACCAAAGCAUCAUGAUGCUCGCUCUUUUAUCCCUCAGAGCCGGGCUGCCUAUGUCCCUGAACAGCCACUCUCUCCUGUUUCUUCUGUUGGCCCGUGUUCCAACCAUACACCAGUCCCAGUCACCGUAUCACCUGUUACUAGCCCUGCUGGGGAGAUGAUUGAUGCAUCGGACAAGGUCCCAACCCCCAAGGAUGACGAGACCAUCAAAGCACCACCUAGCUUGGUUCCUUCGACCCCCGACGAGCAACUUCGUCUGGAGGAGGCUCAAUCCCUUCAGCAGAAUGCUCUGGUAGCAGCCAAGACAAAUGGCGAUGGGGUUGAGGGAGGCGCUACUACAGGCGAAGUGAUUCAAGAGAAUGUUACCUCGACGCCGGCAACGGCCAAAGAAACAUCAAAAGAAGAAACCGAGCUGGAGCCUAUCCUUACGCCGCUGGAGCCGAAAAGACACGAUGGAGUGGCUGAGACUGCGGAUGAUCCCCAUCCCGUUAUUCAGCAACCCGUGCUUGCUCCUCAAACUGAGGCAGAUGCUAAGGUGCCUAUUGAGGCGGCCCCAGCCUUGAAGAAGCCCACGCCGCCAACCAUUCAAGCACCGCCGCCGCCCGAAAGAAUGACAACCAGGGUAUCUUCUGGAGCCAUCAGACAUAAAUCCGUUUCGGAGAUUCUUGGAGAAGUACCAAAAACACCCGUUUCUCAAUCGGACAAAGGGUUCGUCACCGAGAAGCCUGCGGAGACGGCGCGGGAUGUGUCCGCUGCCACUCCUGACUCUGCAGCACGGAUGCGGUUCAAAGAUCGAAAAGCACGAGAGAAAGAGAGGACCAAAUUGUCCACGGUUGUCUUUCCCAAGCAACAGCAGCAGCAACAUCAAACGCAGGAUAAAAACGAGUCUAUGGAGUUGGUUCGUCAACAUGCUGGUGACCUUGCCAAGCUAAAUGAGGAACAAGACUAUCUUUUUACCUUGUUCCAAAACAGAGCAUAUGCGCCUCCCCGAGGAACAAGUCUGAGUACACUUAUCGCGUCUGCCCACAAGACUUUAACUACAUCCAAUCACUUCCUUGAUUAUCAAGAGCAAAUGGACUGCCGUACCCUGCGUCGAAUCUAUUCUCUGCAGAAUGCGAACAGGUGGCCCUUGCGCCAGCUGAAGCGUUCAGUUGAACCACCCCGCGAGGGAACACAUUGGGACGUCCUUCUAAAUCAUAUGAAGUGGAUGCGCACCGAUUUUAGAGAAGAGAGGAAAUGGAAGAUCGCAGCUGCGAAAAGUUGUGCUGAUUGGUGUGCAGAGUACGUCAAUAGUGACCGAGAGCACCGGUCGCUACUGCGUGUCCAAGUCAAGGCUCCGGCAUUGAGGGCUGAGAAUGAGGCUGAAGCCAAAUCCAGCAUGAUCUCGCCACUACAGGAGACAGGGGAUGAGAUGUUGGCCGUGUCUCACCCUACACCAGAUCUUGUGCCUUCCACCGAGGAAGAUUCCGUCAGUGAAGGGUUCAAUGAUGAGCCCCGUCAUGAUCUGCACGACACAGUUGCCCCUGCUGCGAUCUUCUCCCUUGGCAUCGAUGAGUUCACAUUCUCAUUAGACAUGACACCGGCGGCUCAGAAACUUCUCGAUGAGCUGCCGACGUAUAUCCCAGUCACUAUUACUCCGGACACGGACCUACCAGCAUUCAAAGAACCCCCUGACUCUGAAUGGAAAACCGAAAUUCUGCCUGUUUCGAAGUACGCGUCAGGCAAGAUCACCUUCCACGACGAUGAACCUCCUCCAAAACGUAGCCGCUACGACUAUUCGCAGUACCAAUCCGACCCCGAACAAGCCGUACUGGAUCUGCCACCCGAGCAAACCAACGUUGCCCUUUUCCGACCAGAAAACAGACAUAUACGUGAUAGGAUCCACCCUGGCCAUUCAUUCCGGCCGCCAACUGAACAUCCAAUGCCUUCUGUUGGAUUCUUUGAAUCCAGGCAAUCAUCUCAGUGGACGUAUGCAGAAGACGAUGAGUUACGACGCCUGGUGAAGGAUUACUCGUAUAAUUGGUCCUUGAUAUCCAACUGUCUCACCCCAUCAUCGCAGUUCACUUCAGGGGCGGAGAGGCGGACGCCCUGGGAAUGUUUUGAGCGCUGGGUUGGUUUGGAGGGGCUACCUGCCGACAUGUCUAAGACACAAUAUUUUCGUGCCUAUCACCAACGGCUUGAGACUGCACAGCGUACUGUGCUGGCUCAACAACAAGCUGCCCAGCAGCAACAGCAACAGCAACAGCAACAGCAAUCCAAUAACAACAGCAACCCACAAUCACUACCCCCUGUUCGAAGGAGGACCACGCAGCCCCUCAGGGUAGACCGGAAAAGAUCCUCUAAGCACCUUGCAUUGCUUGAUGCUAUGCGUAAACUGGCCAAGAAGCGGGAAACGAUGUUGCAAAAGCAACAACACGCCUCGCACUUGGCAUCAUUGCGGAAGGUCAAUGAAGCGAACCAACCAAAGCCUCCCAUUUCAUCGCCCGCUGAAUUUAGUCGGCUCAAGUAUGAGCGUGAGUUGAAGCUUCAGGAGAGGCAAGAGCAGUACCGACAGCAAAUGAUUGCCCAGCAAAGAGCGAACCUAGUGGUUCAACGUACUGGCCAAAUACCUAACCAGCAGCCGAUCAUGAACGCUCCCGGACGGACCCCUGGUGCUAUGCCUCAUAACCCAGGAACUUCGGCUAUGACCGGCAACACUACGAAUGGGCUGCCCAAUGGGGUGCCACCUGCAGUCGGUGCAAACCAAGCGCGACCUCACAUGCAGGGCAUGCCCAAUGGCACUCCUGUGAACCCACCCACACCACAGAACACAAUGGCUAUGAAGAUGAUGCCACAGUCCGGCAUGCAACAGAAUAAUGGCGCUCGCCCCGGAAUGCCCAUGCAGACACCGCCAGAUAAUACGCGGGUCAUCCGGGAGGCAAAUCGGCUUCAAGAGCAGCAGCGGAUCCUACAGACCCGGCAGCAACAGCCACACCAGCAGCCUCUGGGUCAGUCGCAACACCCGCAACAGCAAUUCCACAAUCAGCCGCAGUUUGUGCCUCAGGGAUCCCACUCUCCCAACCCCAAUAUUCCCAACGUCAACGGCACUCCGAAUAACCCUGCGAUGAUGGCGGCACUCCAGGCUGGAGGAGGAAUGCAAAGCCCGUCCUUCCAUAACGCCACCCCUCAGGGGGUCUCGACGCCUUCUCCUCGCAUGGGCCAACCCAACCUGUUAUCUGGUGGUGUCGUUCCAACUAUUAGCAGCAUCCAGAAUCAGAUCCAGCGGAACAACCCUACGAUGCCCCCGGAACAAGUCAGUAAACUCGCCACGGACAGGUUACACCAAUACCAGCAGCAGCGCAUGUCUCAAGUUGCCAUGAGCGCCGCUGCUGGCAACAUUGGCAGUGUGCAGGCCAACUAUCAGGUCGAUGCCAGCUUCCAGUCCCCUCAGCCCAGUUUGAACGGUGGGGCAGGGAUGCAGGUACCUCAGGCCCAAGGUUACUCCCCAAUGAUGCGUGUUCCCCAACCCGCUCAGCAAAACCGUGUUGGUGUAGGGGGCUCCCCUGCCAUGAAUGGAGCGAUUUCUCAGCCGAGCCGGAGCGUGACCCCGCAGACCCAGCGCAGUGGCAGUGCCCAGGCUGGCGCAGUGGCCGGGACGAGCAAGAGUCCCAACCCUCCGCAAGCUCAGCCGGUGACGAACUGAUGCAUCCAAUUCACCUUCUCUUCUUCGCCUGUAAAUAUUCUUCCACCCACUUUAUCACCUUUUAUUCAUCCCCCUUACUUUGAGCGCCCAUCGUUUUAGCCGGAGGCGUGGAAGUAUGCUACUUGACCCUCCGACCCUACCUUUAUCCUCUGGUUCAUCACCUACCUCUUAUCCUACCCUCCUCCCCUUUCACCUCCUAUGACCUUUCUCUAUAUUCAGCGGUUUCCCGAUCUCACCUGUUCCACCAGCACUCUAGCGGUGGUUGAAUGCACAGACAGCUUCCGAUCCCCGGCAUCCCGGGGCUUUCCAUUUCAAUUUCCAAUUUUGUACUACAUGUAUUGAUAGGGCGGAUACAAAAGGUCAGGAAGUACUUGGAACUUCAGUUGGAAUGGAUGCAUUAGAGCAAAAGAGAAACUAAUGACUACGACUGUACGAUAACUAUCGGUUCAAUCAAUUCUCGAUACACAAG